Messenger RNA from Anthostomella pinea, 470 nucleotides. The record is from the annotation of a GenBank genome assembly. NCBI's taxonomy places the organism in Eukaryota, Fungi, Ascomycota, Sordariomycetes, Xylariales, Xylariaceae.
AUGAAGCUUCUUACCCUGCUCGUACUCGCCGGCGCCUUGAUAAGUGAAGUGCCGGUUGUUUCAAACACAUCAAUUACCCACGAUCCCCAGCAAGCCACUGGACUCGAUGCAUCCGAGCAAGCCCGCGACUGGCAGUUGCCUCCAGGGAUGGCCAAGCCAGGCGGCCCACCCGCCGACCACUCGCCUCCUAUCGGUCCCGACGAUACAUCCAGGUCGGAUCCCGUUCUCAACGACGAACUCAACACAUAUGGCGCGUCACUAUAUUCUUCAGUAGCCCGCACCCCCGCCUCGUGGUUGACUUUGACGACUGGCUUCCUACCCACCCCUGAACGAGAAGAUACCUACGAGAAGUGUGGUGGGCUGACUGCUACAUAUAUCCGCAGGAGACAUCCGUACAACGUAAUACCACGCUACAUAAUGGCGAGUCCUGUCGGCCGGUCGCAGGCGACGAGGGCUCUGAUCUUCUACGA